This is a messenger RNA of Striga hermonthica, 2571 nucleotides long. The record is from the annotation of a GenBank genome assembly. Lineage: Eukaryota; Viridiplantae; Streptophyta; Magnoliopsida; Lamiales; Orobanchaceae.
AUGGCGUCGUCGGCGUCUCCUCUCCUUCUCAUCAUCUUUAUCCUAUGCCCCUCACUCCUCCACGCACACUCCGACCUCGAAGCCCUCUUGACUCUGAAGUCAUACCUCGUUGGGCCUUUGGGCUCGGGCCUCGACGACUGGUCUGAUUCGACGCCUCAUUACCCGGACCACUGCUCCUUCUCCGGCGUCGGUUGCGACGCUGACGGUCGCGUGACGUCGCUCAACAUCGUCGACGUCCCGCUCUCCGGAUCCCUCUCGCCGGAAAUCGGCUUGCUGAGCAACCUCGUCAACCUCACCCUCUCAGGGACCAGCCUGACCGGCCCCCUGCCGGCCGAAAUCCGCGGCCUAACCUCGCUGAAGCUCGUAAACAUAAGCCAGAACGCGUUCGCCGGCGCCAUUCCCGGCGAGGUUGUGUCGGGCCUUGCCGACCUCGAGGUGUUCGACGCGCUGAACAACAAUUUCUCCGGCGGCCUGCCGGCAGAGUUCGCGCGGUUGAGGAAGCUGAAGUUCCUCAGCCUCGCCGGAAACUACUUCUCCGGCGAUAUCCCAGAGAUUUACUCCGAGUUCCAGAGCUUAACUCAUCUGGGUCUGCACGGAAACAGUCUGACCGGAAAAAUCCCCUCCGGGCUGGCCAAGAUACCCAACCUCCAAGAGCUCUAUCUCGGGUAUUACAACACGUACUCUGGCGGCAUACCGCCGGAGUUCGGCUCCAUGGCUCGUCUUCAGCUGCUUGAUCUUGGCAUGUGCAAUUUGAGUGGUGAAAUUCCGGCGAGACUUGGGAACCUCAAGCAUUUGCACUCUCUGUUUCUUCAGAUAAAUAACCUGACAGGCCAGCUCCCGGCGGAGCUGUCCGGCAUGACGAACCUAAUGUCGUUAGAUAUCUCCGUGAACGGCCUCACCGGAGAAAUCCCCGAAACUUUUUCAAACUUAAAGAACCUCACACUUCUCAACUUGUUCCACAACAAAUUCCAAGGCCCUGUCCCGAGCUUCUUCGGCGAGCUCCCGAACCUCGAAGUUCUCCACAUAUGGAGCAACAACUUCACCCUCAGCCUUCCCGAAAAUCUCGGCACUAACAAAAGGCUCACUAUGCUCGAUAUAUUAUCGCUCGACAACAACAGAUUCUCCGGGGAGAUUCCGGCCGAGAUUUUCGGGAUCAAGAAGCUCACAAAGCUCAACUUAAGCGGUAACCGUCUCACCGGCCGGAUACCACCGGCGGAUGAUUUUGUGAACGGUUCUCUUCUCUCGUUCGUUGACCUCAGCCGGAAUAACUUGAUUGGUGGAAUCUCGGGGAAUAUUAUUCUUCAGCUGCAGAACCUUAACGUUCUCAACUUGUCGAGCAACAAUCUCCGAGGCGAAAUUCCUGAGGAAAUUGGGCUCAUGAAGAGCCUAACUGUAUUGGAUUUGUCUUACAAUGAUUUUUCGGGUCGGGUCCCAGCGACGGGGCUUCUAGGUGCUUUGGACGAUCGUUUUUUCGCUGGCAACACUAAUCUCUGCUUGCGUCACAGCUCGUUUUGUCGAUCUAAUACACGCAACUCGAGACGAGCAUCGAGUCCAGCUGUCAUAGUUACAGUCUCGGUUAUCGUUUUAUUAGUUAUUCUAUGUGGUUGGACUUUUUUCAGAAGGUGGCAUUUCGAAAAAUCGAGAAAAUGGAAGCUCACGGCUUUCCAAAAAGUGGAUUUCACGGCUGUGGAUGUGAUCGGUUGCUUGAAAGAAGAGAAUAUAAUCGGGAAAGGCGGGGCCGGGAUUGUCUACAUGGGCUCCAUGCCGAACGGAGCUGAUAAUAUCGCUAUCAAACGCCUCGCCAGGCGAGCUAACAGCUGUAAUAAUAAUAAUAGUAAUAGUAAUAAUGAUCGCGGUUUUAUGGCCGAAAUACAGACUUUGGGGAGUAUAAGGCACCGGAACAUAGUACGCCUCUUAGGUUACUUGUGUAAUAACGAAACGAAUCUGUUGCUUUACGAGUACAUGCCUAACGGGAGCUUGGGGGAAGUGCUGCACGGGCCGAAAGGGGCACAUUUGAUAUGGGAAUCAAGGUUUAAGGUUGCGGUGGAGGCUGCUAAAGGGCUGUGUUACUUGCAUCACGACUGUUCGCCUCAGAUCAUUCACAGAGAUGUGAAGUCGAACAAUAUUCUGCUCGACUCGGAUUAUGAGGCUCACGUGGCUGAUUUUGGGCUGGCUAAGUUCUUGGGUGAUGGGAGUGUGUCGUCAGUUGCCGGCUCGUAUGGCUACAUUGCACCGGAGUACGCGUACACUCUGAAAAUCGACCAGAAAAGUGACGUGUACAGCUUUGGUGUUGUGCUGCUGGAGCUCAUCACGGGCCGAAAGCCCGUUGGUGGGUUUGGGGAAGGAGUGGACAUUGUUAGGUGGGUUGCGAAAACAAAAUCCGAGCUGUCAACGGCCCAUAAGGACCUCACUUUGGUCCUGGCUGUGAUUGAUCCACGGCUUAAUGGGUACUCGCUGGACUCGGUCGUUGGCCUGUUCAGGAUUGCAAUGAUGUGCGUGGCGGACGACAGCUCGAGAAGGCCCACGAUGCGUGAGGUCGUAUACAUGCUCGAGAAUCCUUCCCCAGCCUGA